Bursaphelenchus okinawaensis is the source of this 5933-nucleotide messenger RNA. NCBI's taxonomy places the organism in Eukaryota, Metazoa, Nematoda, Chromadorea, Rhabditida, Aphelenchoididae. The record is from the annotation of a GenBank genome assembly.
AUGAUGGCGGAAUCGCUUUUAGAUACGGUAAGUUCGACAAUUUUUGUAGAAAAUUACAUUUUUGAAAAAUUGAAAAAAAUUAAAAUUUCAAAAUUUUCUACAAAAAAAAUUUUUUUAUAGUACCGUACUAUAGCCUACUACCCUACUCUACCCUUAGUUACCCUGCCGUAUCCGUAACCUACCCUACCCUGCCCUACCCUACCCUACCCUACCCUACCCUACCCUACCCUACCCUACCCUACCCUACCCUACCCUACCCUACCCUACCCUACCCUACCCUGCCCUACCCUACCCAACCCCUACCUUAUACUGCUCCACUUUAUCCUACCUUACUCUUAGUUUCCUUAUUUUACCCUAGCUUACCCUACUUUACCCUACUGUGCUCUAAGUUGCUCUACUCUGACAUACCUUACUUCCCCUUACCUAACCAUAAGGAACGGGCCGGCCAGACCGGCCUCGACCAAACUUUAGAUCGGACCGGGUCAGAAAAGUGGGCUUGACUCGGCUUGUUCCCUAUGUCUAACCUUACCUUAUUGUUCCUUACCGUAAUUAUAUCUUAUCUCUGAGUAACCCGCUUUAUUUUCAAAUGCGCUGUAAGUCAGCUUUUCUUUAAAAAAAACAGAAAGUUUUAAUUUUAUAAAACUGUCAUAAUUCACAAGUUUUAAACGUCUCAUUACCUAAAUCAACCAAAAAACCCAAAAAACUAGCCCAGCGAUUGUUUUGUCAUUAAUUUCGCAGCCCCUAAUUUCGGUGGUUUUUUGGGGAAUUUACAACGAACAUUUAUUUCUCUUUUUGCCUGUUUGUUUCUGAAGAAAAAAUAUUUUAAAACAAGCUCGACUCUCGAUUGUUACCUUUUCCUAUUCAAUGAGCCAUGUUUUUCGAGUUAAUUCAGGUAAUUGUUACUAAUUUAUUGAUUUUAGACGAUUUUUUUGACGUUUGUGUCUUUUGUAAAUUUUUAAUAGUUAGAGUAAUAUGGUAGAUUUACAUUGUGACGUAUUUUACACUUUGUUAGUGAUAAUAUUAGCUUGUUGAUUUCAAAAAAGGUCAUGACUAACGAAAUGAUUUUCUAAAAAAUAGCGUUAAAGUAGGAUCUAGUCCGUGGCUUAGCUUUAGUUUUUGCCCUAGUCUUUGUCCUAGCUUAUGCGCUAAUCUCAGUCUUGUCUCUAGCACAGAUUAAGAUCUAGCUUGUAGGUCUAGGCUUUUCCCUAGCUUUAGGUCUAAACUUAGCUCUAGACCAGGAUGGAGGAGAAAAGGAGGGGGGGGGGAGGUCUUAGGUCUAGCCUUAGCUUUCGCCCUAGCUUUAGUCUGGGGUCUAACCUUAGUCUUAGACUUAAGUUUAGCCUAAUUCCUAUCUCUAGUCUUAGCCUCAUCCUUAGCUCUAGCCCUGGCUGUAACCCUAGCCCCAUUCCUAGCUUGGGGUUUAGCCUUAGCUCAAGGUCUAGCCUUAGGUUAAGGCCUUGUCUUAGCUCAAGAUCUAGCCUUAGGUCAAGGCCAUGUCUUGGCUGAAGGUCUUGUUUUAAUUCAAGGUCUAGCCUUAGCUCUAGGUUUUGCCUUAGCUUUAGUUCUAAUCUACUAAAAAUACAGUUUUUCAAGAAUAAUUUAAAAGCUUUUUUCCUGCAAAAACCAAAAAAAAAACCGUCCAACGCCAACUGAUUAAAACAAGAGCGGCUCUUGUGUUGUGAACAUUAGCAAACGUUUAUAAGCCGAUGAAGGGGCCAGAUUCGUUGUGGGAUAAAGGCGAUAAAACGGCUCGUAAAGGCAGUUCGGGGUCACAAAAGCGUCUUAUCCCACUGCAUUCUGAGUCGGAAGUAUUCUGAAGGUGAAGAUUGAGCGCUAAAUUUACAUUCCCAGCUAUUUCGGAUAUUAAAAUUUGUGCUUUUUCUAUUUUUAUAAUAAAAUUGUCAAUUUUUAACAAGUUUUGCUGCUAAAUUUUAGUUUUUGUUGAAGACUAACUUUUUGGGUUUUUUGACAAAAUUUUUUAAAAUCUUGUUGUUUUAUGUAAAUUAAAGCUACAAAUUACUUCGUUUUGUACGUUUUGAAAAGCUACAAGUCUUGGCUACAAUACUAUUACAAAAUUGGCUAUCAUUUAUUACUGAUUUUGUUAAAAAAUUAAAAUAUUACACUAGACACAGCUAUACCUUGGAAAUUUUUUUGCUCGCUAGCCAAAAACUAAUGAUUACAAUUCUUUUAAAUUUCAAACAUGGGGAUAUUUGAAGACAUUUUACUUGACAAAGACUUCCAACUUCAAUUAUUUAGUCAAAGUUUUUCUCAGGUAAAGAUCUACUACAAUAUUUAUACCUACUACAAUAUCCAACAAAAACUUGUAAAAAUAAAAUUUUUUAAUUAAAAAAAACUUUUUUUUAAUCUUUCAAGAUAACAUAUUAUAACCAUUAAAACAUUUACUAAUCAAACCCAUCUUUCAGCACCAGCUAGCAGCACUAAAUGCACCAUCCAGCACGUCGCCCACUUUCGGCAAUGACUUAUUGAACGGGUCCGGCUCCUCCUCAUCUUCAGUCCACACAAAUGGCUCGGUUAAUGGGUUAAUGACGGCGAUUAACAAGCCCACGCCCGACGUUGAUUAUCUGACACAGUUGCUCAAGGACAAGAAACAGCUAGCCGCCUUCCCGAACGUCUUUCAACACAUGGAACGACUGCUUGAUGAUGGUAGGUGGGACGGGUUUUUACGGUUUAUAUGUAUACUUUUGGUUCAGCCUAAGAGUUUACUAGCAAGGAAAUGACCCAAGGGUUGAGAAUAGUAAAAACCGACUGGUCGAUAAUGGAAAUAAUAAAAAAAUUACUUUUUAAAAAUCUUUAUAAAUAUCGUAUUUUAGAGAUCAAUCGAGUCCGAGUAUCUCUAUUCCAAUGCGGUUUCACCCGCGAACCCCUGACUCUUCCCGAGCCGGAGGGCGAAGUAACGAUGAAACAGGAAAAAGUGUUUGUACCGGUCAGUAAAUACCCAGAAUAUAACUUCGUCGGCCGAAUCUUGGGUCCGCGUGGAAUGACGGCGAAGCAAUUGGAGACUGAAACUGGUUGCAAGAUCAUGGUCAGAGGAAAAGGAUCUUCUAGGGACAAGAAGAAGGAGGAUCAGAACAAAGGUAAAUUUGGUUUUAUUUUUUAUAAAAGAAUGGCACAAAAAUUUUUUAAAAAUUUUUUGAAUUUUUUUUAAAUUUUCUAACCGCUAAACCUACAGGCAAGCCAAACUGGGAGCAUUUGAACGAAGAACUGCAUGUUUUGAUCCAAUGUGAAGACACUCCAAACCGAAUCGUUGCCAAAAUGGCAAGAGCUCGAGAAGAAGUCAACAAGUUGUUAGUGCCAUCGCCCGAAGGUGAGGAUGAAUUAAAGAAGAAACAACUUAUGGAAUUGGCCAUUUUGAAUGGAACUUACAGAAAUGGAGCCCAAAACAAUUUACAGUUGGCUGCGUUGGCUGCUGCUGCUAAUUGUAAGUUUUGUUGGUUUGGUAGGGCUAGAGCUAGAACUAGAGCUAGAGCUAGAGCUAGGGCUAGGGCUAGAGCUAGAGCUAGAGCUAGAGCUAGAGCUAGAGCUAGGGCUAGGGCUAGAGCUAGAGCUAGAGCUAGAGCUAGAGCUAGAGCUAGAGCUAGAGCUAGAGCUAGUGCUAGGGCUAGAGCUAGAGCUACAGCUACAGCUAGGGCUAGAGUUAGAACUAAAACUAGAGCUAGGCGCUAGGGCUAGAGUUAAAGCUAGAGCUAGGUCUACGGCCUCUUUUCUUGACUUUCAAGUUAUAUUGAACAAUUUCAAUUCAACGUAUUUUACAAUAUAAUCUAAAAUUUUCAGCCUCUUCCGCCGCCAGUGUCCUACGCGGCUCCCCCGCCCUAGCCGGCGCCCCUCUCAUCAUGCAACAAGCUACCCAACAACGCAAUGGCCUAGCCUCGAACAACAACAUACUAGCUUUACAAAUGCAAGCUCUAGGUGGUCAAGCUGCACUACUUCAACAACCAACGGCUACAGCUGCGCCUGAUUAUCAGCAGUUGUUGAUGGGUGGAUACGAUCAGUUGGCUCUGCUACAACAACAGCAACAACUGGCUGCCAUGUUGAAUCCUGCGGCUGCUGUCGCUGGCCUAGGGGAGUACAAGUACGACGUUAGCCAACACGGUCAGUUAUUUUUGGGUGUUUGAGUCUUUAUAAGUCUUAAUUAAGGGUUUGGACGAAAUGUCAAUAUUGAUUUACGCUUUUUGUAUAUAUUGGUUAGGAUGGUUAGUUGUUAUAGCUAUUAAAAAAUUUAAAACAGAUUUUUGAAGUAAAAAGAUGAAGUUCAAAGUUUUUUGCAUAAAAUUAAACAGUGAUAACAACUAAACAUCGAUUACUUUUUCUUAUAUUGUGAUAAGUCUGAUCUCGGGUAAGGAACUUUUACAACUGUGAUACAAAAAAACAUGAAUACUGGGUGAUAGAUGUAUGAUAUAGUUUUAUAUAAGUUUAAAUUUGGUUGGUUUUACAUUAUUUGACUAUUCUAAAGUUUUUGGGCGAAAUUUAAAAAACCGAUAAUUUUGUUGCAUUUCGUCAAAAAAAACUACUUAUUUUUUUUGAAAUUUUGCUUAAAACAAAAAAUUGUUUAAUAUGUAUUUUACAAUACGUUUUUAAGUUAAAACUAGAAUUUGGAGAUUUUAAAAAAUUUCAUACUUUUUGUGACAUAAAAUCAAUUUUCAAUUUAAAAAAUUCAAUAGUUUCUUUGACAUUUCGUCGAAAAAACCAAUACUUUUUGUGACAUAUCGUUACAUAGUUUAAUAAUGUAAAGAUCAGCCAAACUUGUCUACAUAUCGAUGCCAUGACAUUAAAUUAUUCGAAAUUUUAAUUAUUUUGAAAAUAAAUUCGAUUUCAAAAGUUCUCGUAAUUUUGUGGAAAAAUCGUUCUAACACAGUUGUUUUACGUAACCAAAGCUUCCUAAUAAUCGAUAUUCGUAUAACUGUUGGUGAAGAUUUUUUUCCCUAAAUUACAAUUCUUAAUCUUUAACAAUUUUCUGUGGUAACGCAAGGCUUUCUUACUGUAAUAUUUUUUUAGCUAGAGGAUGCUGUAUUUUUGAUAAGUUAGUUUAAUUCGGCCUAAAUUAUUAAUUUACAGUAGGUUUCUUUAUCAUAAACUGAUUUUUGGUUUAGAAAUACUAUUUCUUGUAUAAAAGGAUCAUUUAUGGUCUAAAAGUUACAGUAUGUAAAGCCUUGUGUUAUUGUAGUAUUAACUGUGCUUAUAUUAAUGUCACUAUGCCUGUCUCUUAAUAGUUUUACAUGGUUAUGGUGCAAUAACUUUGAGAAAUGACGUUGCAGUACUACCUAAGAGGCAAAGCAAAGCUACAGUACUACUUGAAGCCUUAAAAAAGUUACAGUACUAAUUUGAAUCAAAACCCCUCCUUUCUGUUUAAUAUGGAGUUUUCUAAAGCUUUAAAUGGUUACUGUAAGUAAUAACACUUACUGUAAAGCCUUUAAGUUGUUAUUGUAAGAUCAGCUAUGUACAGGGCUAUGGGUAUACUGUAACUUCUCAAAGUUGUUGUAACGCUUAAUGUCUGCACUAUGAUAAUGUAGAUGUAUAAUAGCUACUAACUGGAUUUUUUUAAACUUAUUUUUUUAAAAUCAUUUUUCAAUAGUUUAAAAUUUUACUUGGUGGUACAGUUUUACAGUAGCUUUUACAUUUUCAAUCAUUGUUACAGUAUACUUUAUAACUUUAUAUUAACUACUAGGUUGUCCAAAUAAUUCUGUGCUCCCUAACCUCGAAAAUUUUCUUUGAGAAGGGGUGCAGAAUUAUUUGAACAACCGAAUAGAAUACAAGCUUUUUUAUAUUAAUAGUACUACUAGCACCAUGCUGAUCGUUUUAACCGUAUUAACCCACGUAACCGGCUGAUUUCAGGUGCUAUAUUGAACACGGGCGCCCAACAACGCCGGUUUCUAGGCCAGGCCCGCGCCGACCCCUACGAUACCACGCCCAAAUAG